Messenger RNA from Gadus morhua (Atlantic cod), 709 nucleotides. It is a transcript of the gene nedd8l, whose product is annotated as NEDD8 ubiquitin like modifier, like. The record is from RefSeq and is a predicted model, not a curated record. The transcript is spliced from 4 exons. Gene Ontology annotation, molecular function: protein binding. Bases 131 to 397 code for a protein of 88 amino acids. NCBI's taxonomy places the organism in Eukaryota, Metazoa, Chordata, Actinopteri, Gadiformes, Gadidae.
GUUCAUGGUGUUACACAGGAAGUCAUAGAGAAGUGGACGGCUUGAGUGUUGAUGUUGGUCAGUUUGUAGACAGUCUAUCAAUUAUUGGUAUUACAUUUUUUUCAAACGUGUUUUAUGAUCUAUAUCCAACAUGCUGAUUAAAGUAAAGACCCUCACAGGAAAAGAGAUAGAGAUCGAUAUCGAGCCCACAGACAAGGUGGAGCGAAUUAAAGAGAGGGUAGAGGAAAAGGAGGGCAUCCCACCACAGCAACAGAGACUUAUCUACAGUGGAAAACAGAUGAACGACGAGAAGACGGCAGCGGACUACAAGAUCCAAGGAGGCUCGGUGCUCCAUCUGGUCCUGGCGCUAAGAGGAGGGCUGCUGCUCCCCGUGCCCAGGAAAAACCUCACUCCUUAGGGGUCCCGCUCUGUGCCUGUCUGCCCCCCAUCCCCCAGACAGGUGGUGCGGUAUCCAUCACAGUCCGACCCCGGGCCUUCCCAUUACACCAUUCGGAAUUCCGGUGCUCUCCCGGCUGAUGAAAAAGCAACAGUUUUAAAACAGGUUUAAAAACUUUAAGAAAACAAAUGGACUUUGCUUGCUCAUGUGUAGAUGUUCAAUCUGUAACCCACCCAUGCGUUUGAAGUCCUCUGAUGAGCGCACCUGCUCCGUGCAAAAUGACAAGAGCAAGUUUGACACCUGUGGUUAUGUUUGAUUAAAUGGUUCACUUGA